GACAGUUAGAUCAGGCCUUACUGAACACCAUGUUUUGUGCGAUAUCUGGAGAAGUACCGGAAGAACCGGUCUUGUCGACCAAGUCUGGUCUCGUUUAUGAAAAGAGACUCAUUUUGAAGCAAAUUGGCGAUACCGGCAAAGAUCCUAACACUGGUGAAGAUUUGACGGCCGAAGAUCUCAUAGACAUUCAAUCCAAUCCCAAGACAGUCAAACCACGUCCCCCAACUUUGACCUCCAUUCCUUCACUACUCACUGUAUUCCAAAAUGAAUGGGACAGCUUGAUGCUCGAAACGUUCACGUUGAAGCAGCAGUAUCAGCAAGUUAGACAAGAGCUUAGUCACGCGUUGUAUCAAAACGACGCAGCAUGCAGAGUCAUCGCUCGAUUGAUCAAGGAGAGAGAUGCUGCUCGAGAAGCUUUGGCUAACGUUCAAGCUCACCUUGGUACUCAAACUACACAAGCUCCAGCUGCUGAGUCAAUGGAGGUUGAUUCACAAGAGUCAGGAUUGCCUGCUGAAGCUGUUGAGAAGAUAAAUGCCACAAGUGAACGCUUGUCGGCUACACGUAAGAAGAGAAAGCCACCGACGGAACACGCAUCAGCUGAAGCCGUCGCUGCCUUCACUCAAGUGCAAUCGGUGCCAUCCAUGCAUAACGCUCGUCCCGCCGGUAUUACAGCACUCGAUAUCGACGAUAAGCGCGGUAAUGUUUUGACUGGAGGAAACGACAAGCAUGUCCAAGUAUACAGCAGAGAGAAGGAUAAGGUGUUGGCCAAUCUGACUGGCCAUACCAAGAAGGUCACGUCAGUUAAAUUUAGAGGUGAUACUGACAGCACAGACGAAAUCGACAUUGCCGUAUCCGCCAGUGCUGACAAGUCUGUUCGUGUGUGGGGUACCGGAGAGAAAGGUUAUGGGUUAUUGCACAAUAUCCAUUCUCACAAGAGUGAUGUCAAUGCUGUCACAGUCCAUCCAUCAAAAUCCUAUUUCGCAAGUGCUGCUUUGGAUAGCACCUGGGCAUUCCAUGAUUUCGAGACUGGUUCUACAUUGAUCAGUGUUUCUGAUUCAGAGACUGACGCAGGAUACACGGCGGCUAACUUCCAUCCUGACGGUAUGAUUCUUGGAUGCGGUACAGCUGAUUCAACUGUUCGUAUAUGGGAUAUCAAGUCUCAACGCCCAGCUGCUUCCUUCGCGGGUCACACUGGCAAGAUCACGGCUCUCAACUUUUCUGAAAAUGGUUAUAUUCUUGCUGUUGCAUCAGAGGACAACCUUGUCAAGCUUUGGGAUCUUCGUAACUUGACCAACACCAAGACAUUCACCUUAGAGGAAGGAUACAAGAUCCAUGAUCUCAAGUUCGACUACUAUGCAAAGUAUCUUGCCGUUGCUGGUACUGAUUUGACCAUCCUCAAGGCCAAAGACGGUGCUCCAAUUGUAUCUUUCAAAGAAAACACUUCCGAUCUCACUUCUGUCCACUGGGAUCCUCUUGCCACUUAUGUUGCUGCUGCUGGUAACGACCGCACUCUUCGCAUCUUCUCUACUGCUUCCGAAUAGAGAUUUGAAUAGAAAAAAAAAAUUAACAAAUAGCAAAACCUCUUUCUUUUUUUUCUUCUCAAAAUGUUUAUUCAAAUGUAAUACUUUUCUGUUAAAAACCAACAUGGCGAAAAGAAACCUCCCCUAUCUGACGCCCUAAGUGUGAAAUAUUUCCUGGCGUGGUGAACAUCGUCUCGCUAGAUGUGGGCUGUUGACCAUCCAUUUGACCGGUAGGCCCAUAGGGACCAGCUAUAUUGUAUUAGAUGCCAGCAUGGCCAUAAUGGAGUCCACAUUUUGUAGGUUGAAACAAGGUUUUGAUCUAUGUCCACCACUGGGUGUCAAAGCGGGAUAUUCAUUUUACUGCGAACUACUACGCUGUCCUUGAAAGUCGCAGUAGCGGCCAUCCAUACUACGGCG
This is a messenger RNA of Umbelopsis ramanniana AG, 1937 nucleotides long. RefSeq lists its product as uncharacterized. Gene Ontology annotation, molecular function: ubiquitin protein ligase activity; protein binding. The record is from RefSeq and is a predicted model, not a curated record. The transcript has 6 exons. The coding region runs from base 30 to 1541 and encodes 503 amino acids. Gene Ontology annotation, biological process: DNA repair; protein ubiquitination; mRNA splicing, via spliceosome. NCBI's taxonomy places the organism in Eukaryota, Fungi, Mucoromycota, Umbelopsidomycetes, Umbelopsidales, Umbelopsidaceae. Gene Ontology annotation, cellular component: U2-type catalytic step 1 spliceosome; Prp19 complex; cytoplasm.